CCUCAACCUCCUCCCCCGCCUUUAUAAAUCUGCGUUUUCCCUCUGCUCCUCCAACACCCACUUCCAUUUUCGCAGGUUCUCAAUACCCAUUUCCAAGCACACGCAAAUUUCCCUAAUCCGACCAACCUUUUUGUAUCUCUUCAUCCAUCUCUGCCGACCAUGACGGCUCCACAAGACGAAAAUUCUGUCCACAGGAAAUGCCCUCUCGCCGAGCUCGCUCCCGUGCAAGCAGUUCUAUUUGAUGUCGAUGGAACAUUGUGUGAUUCGGAUCCGCUCCAUUACUAUGCCUUCCGUGAAAUGCUUCAAGAGAUUGGUUUCAAUGGUGGGGUUCCAAUAGAUGAGGAGUUUUUCAUUAAAAAUGUUGCUGGCAAGCAUAACGAUGAUAUUGCCCGAGCACUUUUCCCUGAUGAUUACGAGCGAGGUUUGAAAUUUUGCGACGACAAGGAGGCUAUGUUUAGGAGAUUGGUUACCGAACAAUUAAAGCCUGUGAAUGGCUUGUACAAAGUGAAGAAAUGGAUAGAAGACUGCGGUUUAAAACGUGCUGCAGUUACAAACGCCCCUCGGCCGAAUGCCGAGCUCAUGAUCUCCAUGCUUGGUCUUACGGAUUUCUUCGAGGCUGUUAUCAUAGGUGGUGAAUGUGAGCAUGCCAAGCCACAUCCAGAACCGUAUUUGAAGGCUCUUGAAGCACUCAAAGUGUCGAAGGAUCACACUUUCAUUUUUGAGGAUUCUGUAUCAGGGAUCAAAGCUGGAGUGGCAGCCGAGAUGCCUGUCGUCGGUAUAGCGACGAGAAAUCCCGAGCACUUGUUGAUGCAAGCAAAGCCUGCCCUCCUCGUAAAGGACUACGACGAUCCGAAAUUGUGGGCAGCUUUGGAUGAACUCGAUAAGAGGGGAGAUACCAUUAACAAGGCAUCAUCCAUGUAUCGUGAUGAAAUGGUUUAGUAAUUCAAAGGUAUUCUCUCUAGUUCUUGAAUAACUUAGCUGUAGAAAUGACUGUUGUUCUUCAGCUUUGGCUAUUGAUACCCAUCAUAAUACAAUCAAGAUAGGAUGGUUAAUAGAUUAGCCACCAUUGUUAAUCUAAUAAUGGUCGUUGGAAGUUACCAGGC
Molecule: messenger RNA, 1103 nt
Organism: Cucurbita maxima (winter squash)
Lineage: Eukaryota; Viridiplantae; Streptophyta; Magnoliopsida; Cucurbitales; Cucurbitaceae
Product: haloacid dehalogenase-like hydrolase domain-containing protein Sgpp
Exons: 5
Coding region: 160-939 (259 amino acids)
Source: RefSeq, a predicted model, not a curated record